AAUUCUUCCGUCCUUCUUAAAUAUCUUUUCUUAGCUCCUGUGUGUUUAUUUUAGUUCUAAUAGGGGGUUGACAAGAAAAAAAGUGUGAAUUUGUCGAACGUUUCGCCUUCACUCGUCGACCCAGCGUGUAUCCUUAUUUUUCGGAUGUUUUUUAUUAUAUUUUCUGUCUUGAAAAGGUCGAAUGUAGUUGAAAUGAUUGUGGAAAUCGGAGACAAGUGCGGAUCGGCCGCCUUGGGUUGAAUGAAGGGUGUAAAGGCGGUGGAAAGCCGAAGUGGGGGCGGGAGGAGGUGCAGUGCGUGCACUCUGCACAUCUGGGGCCGUAGAGAAGAGUGUGCUACAUGGGCCGAGCCGGGGUCGAUACUUGCGCAUUGGAUCCGGGCGCAACGUACUCCGCCCGAUACACAUCGAGGAAGCAUAUCGAUACGGAAUCUCCCCCGAUACGAGAAGAGCCUCGUGCCGAUCCAGCUCCGAAUUUCCGGGUCUCCGGGAGUUCCUGCUGGGGGUCGACCCUAAAGGGGUUUGGGAGCGCUGCCGCUUUCGGAUCCUCGUCUCUCUCGGCCCGGCCGGUUCCGGGCCUUCGAACCCUGCGUCGGGGCGGUCCCGUCUAUUUCGAGUUCAGUUUGAACGGGGGUGGAUAUCGUGGGGAAAGCAGCCGGUGGGAAGGUAAUAUCGAGUAGUCGGGUCGAUAGUCGGGGCUGUGGAGGAUCGUGUCAGAGUCGGCCAUGCCCAAGCAUGCACUUUCGGUGCCAGUCACACGGCCCCAAACUACAAACUAGCUUUAUACCAAGCACCAGGUAAAGCUGUGAGUGGUGUGUCUGUAGUCCCGCCCUGUGUGUGUGUGCCUGUGAUAUGGGUGUUGUGAAGUGAAGUUACAUCGACGGCUCUACACGGAGGAGAAGCAGCGAUAACAAGGUAUCAGCAGAAAUGCCGGUGUCGCGGGGUGGGCUAGAAGCGGGUGGUAAACUAACGGCAGUCCGGGCUGGACCAUGCUAUAUAGUCGUCUCCUCGCCCCGUGGUUGCUAUGGCUUGCCCUCAUGCUGACAGAGACAGAGCCCACUGCCGUUAGGGAGACCACCCCCAGACAGGACAACAGCACCGAGUGCCUUGGACUCUGCGACUCGACUGCCCAGAGGAUAUGCGGCAGCAGAAUGACUGGAUGGGAAGAAGUGCGUUCGGCACACUGCGGGAGGAGGAUAGUUGACAGCAUCCCGUCCCUUCCAGCCGACCUAACCACCUGCUUAGCCGCCUUAAGGCACCUGAUACACCUCGACGCGGAGGCCUACCACCUUUCUCGCAACUUCCUGGCCAUCCUCAGCCGGUUCGACUGCCCCCAGCACUACUCCGUCAAGUUCAAUUGUCAGCAAUGUCAGAAAGCUUAUUUGGAUUGGAUAUGCAGUGCUAAGAUCAGUUUCUGGGAUAAAAAACGAAACAUAAAGCCAUGCCGAUCAUUUUGCCACAGGGUAGAACAACGAUGCCCUUUCUUCCUGCCUUUAGACAAAGGCCCAGCACAUUACGCUGGUGAGCCUACCUUCCUGUGCCUAGACCCGAACAUUGAGGAAACGGGGGAGCAAAUGGCAAAGUCUUCAUACGGGUCAAAUAAUUGUUGUUAUGAUGAGUGCGAAAAUGGAAUAUGCUCGAAAAACUCCUGUGAUGACGACUCGAGCCCUAAGCAGGAUACCUCAUCGGCUGCUUCCCACCCUACAAACCUCACCACUCUCAUCCUUAUGCUCACUUGUCUUAUUAUGUACAGGACUAGACUUCUCAUAUAGCACUUACUUAAAUAAAAAGCUCAUUUUGUGUCACAUUCAUUUUUCAUUAACGAUAUAAAUGUAAAUGUAUAUUUAUGACCGUAUGAUUUUCACGGCUUCCUAUUUGGAAGUGACGCCUCAUAGUGUAACAUUGAGAACACUAUUCAUUUAUGUGUGUAUAUAUGAAAUAUACUUCUUUGUGGCCUUGCAAAAUAAUAGAAAGAAUGAUCCUUUGUAUUGUCAACAGGAAUUAUUUGCUGGGCAAAAAACCCCUGCUGGUAUACACUGGAUGAUCUUAGUUUAAUAUGAAAUGUUAAAAUACGUUGUCAUUAGUUUUCAUACACACUUUUAUUUAUUAUAUUUGAAAAAGAAAAAGUUUUUAAAGUAAUAAAAAUUGUGUAUUUGCAUACAAAUUUUUAUAUAAGUGAACUGAAGGUUUUGUCUUUACCACAUGUUAUGAUAUCUUGAUGAAAAAUGAACUGUGUUGCAAUUAUAAAAUGUGAAGUGCAAAGUGAUACAUAAACUAAUUUAAUUUUACGGGAAUUUUCGUGCUUAUAUCUUUGAAAGUGGACAAAAACAUAAAUAAAAAAUAAUAGUCCAUCGGUGCCUGAGUGUUCAAUUGGCUGAUAGCCUUGGAAAAGUGAAUUGUGUUUGUGUCACAUCAAAUGUUAUUUGGUGAUAAACAUUAAACAAAAAAGACUAUUAAUUGUGAAUUUUUAAUAAGAUUAAACAUUUGUUAACCUCGAAAAUUAGGUGACAGAAUUGGUGUGUGUGUUCAAAAUUAUGUUUUAGUUUUUAACAUUAGUUUUAAUAUGUCCAACCCAACAAUUCAAGAAGAAAAAAAUAUUAGUUAAACAAGCUGUGGCAAAAGGAGAGUGUUCUAUUUAUUAUAAAAAUAAAAAGGUUUUAAGAUUCUGAAGACAUUUCCUAUUGUCACAGCUGUGUUAAGCUAUAGAUCUAAAUAAAUAUUUAAAAAAUAUAUUAAAAAAACAAAAAAACAAUUUUAAAAUAAAAUACUAGAAAUUCUGUUAGUUUGCCUAAUAAACAGGACACCAAAAGGGCUGGGGAUUACUCGGCAAGGCGAAAUUUAACAAAAUGAAUAAACAUGUUACAUAUGAAGUAACGCAGAAGGUUGUUAAAUUUGGAAAGGAUUUACACUGUUCCAUUGCCAUUGUAGAAUGUAAUAUACAUAGGAAUGAAAUAAGUUAAAUACCCAGCCCUCACUUGAUAAAGGCAACUUGUUGUUGGUAAAUUAUUUAAAAAGUUUAGGUACAAAUAGGACUGACAGUAAAUAAAGAAAAUAAAUAAGUUCCUUCAUGUAUUCAUUUUUAGGAACCACAAAAUAAGCUCUGAAGUAAGAUGCAAUAUUACUACGCAAAAAAAAAA
Cimex lectularius (bed bug) is the source of this 3134-nucleotide messenger RNA. It is a transcript of the gene Mid1, whose product is annotated as transmembrane protein FAM155A. The transcript is spliced from 4 exons. Lineage: Eukaryota; Metazoa; Arthropoda; Insecta; Hemiptera; Cimicidae. The record is from RefSeq and is a predicted model, not a curated record. The coding region runs from base 987 to 1769 and encodes 260 amino acids. Gene Ontology annotation, molecular function: stretch-activated, monoatomic cation-selective, calcium channel activity. Gene Ontology annotation, biological process: calcium ion import across plasma membrane. Gene Ontology annotation, cellular component: plasma membrane.